Messenger RNA from Colletotrichum karsti, 1824 nucleotides. Its product is annotated as fungal specific transcription factor domain-containing protein. NCBI's taxonomy places the organism in Eukaryota, Fungi, Ascomycota, Sordariomycetes, Glomerellales, Glomerellaceae. Gene Ontology annotation, molecular function: DNA binding; zinc ion binding. Gene Ontology annotation, biological process: DNA-templated transcription. Bases 1 to 1824 code for a protein of 607 amino acids. The transcript has 5 exons. The record is from RefSeq and is a predicted model, not a curated record.
AUGGAAAAUGUUGAUCGCUCCCUCCGCGAGGUCUCUCAAGCAGUCCAGAAACUCCUCCAAAUCAACGAGAAGAGCCCAGCCCCGUCUUCGAGGGACUCUCCUUCGUCCUACAUCAGCACCAACCCUUCCAACAUCGCCGUGAUGUCCGAGGGGUACCGCGGCGACUCCUCCUUCAACGCCCAUGUUCACAAGGUCACAGAUGCUCUCAGAGAUGCAGCAUCGAACCUGGAGUUGACCAUGGGAGAUCCGACGUUUACGACGACAACGCGCAUGAUUGAGCAGACCGCCGAUAGCGAGGAGGGGAGCACGCCUUCGGAUGGCAGUUCUCCGUCGACUUUCAAAGUCCAGUACCCCGAGCUGGAGGGUAGAUCACUUCCUCCGAUAGAGAAGGUUCUCAAGUUGCUCAGGCUGGCGCAAGUCGAGAAACAGAGAUUCUUCGUCGACUGCUCCGUUGUCGAUGAGCAGGAGUUUACCGACUUUUGCCAGAAGGUCUAUUUCGCUGUUAACGACUACUCCAUAUUAUCAUGGGUAAUUGUAAACACUGGCCUAUUCUACCUGUUUCUCAACCUCAAGGAACACUACCAUGCGCAAAUUGGAGUUACAUACGCCGACAUCCUUGCAUACUCCCAACUGCUCAAAGAAAACAUCGAAGCAGCGAUGCAGUCACUGAGACUCUGCAAUGAUCCGUGCAUGGAAGCUUGUCAGGCCUUCUCCCUCUUGUACACAUAUUGCAACAGAUCUGGACGAAGUCCGCUUGCUUGGCAGAUGAUCUCCGCUGCCUCGAGAAUGUGCAUCGACCUUGGCUGGCAUCGUCUUCCAAAAGACGGCCCAAAGGUCUGCAAAGAACGGCAGGUAUUUUGGCACAUAUACAUCCACGACAAGGGUAUGGCCUUCACACUAGGCCGGACCCCGUCUAUCCACCCGUACGAUGUUUCGACACCGCGGCCAACUGUCCCUGAUGAUUAUGUCUCGGGGGUACCCAUACACCUCUAUGUUGGCUACGUGGAGUAUGCCAUUAUUGUUGGCGACAUGCACAUCCAGUUGUUCUCCGCCGUAGCACUGCAAGAAUCUCAGCAAAACCGGAUCGAGACAGCGAAGUCAUUUGCUAGCAAGAUUUUGCAAGCAAACAGAGACAUAAAACAGUCGCUUCGAGAUGAUCCGCCGACGAGCGACAUCUAUCUGGCACCGAUCAUGUUAUUCGACGUCAUCAUGUUCAGUCUGGUGACGAUUGCGUAUCGCAUUGUUCCGUGCGAAGAGCCAAAUCAGAGUCCGCUGAAAUGCAACAUUGCUUGCAUCGACGCAGCCCGAAAGGCCCUGAAUACAAUGGUUCAACAUUACGAUGACUGGGGUUCCGGCGAUCAGACUAGUUGGACUAUGCUGCUGAACAUAAUGUUCUCCAUGCUGCCCUUCGCGGCAUUCGUCGUUCUCGCAGGAAACACCAUCGCUACAUCCUCAUCUGGCGACUUAGCGCUCAUGGCAUCCACGGUGACUGCUUUAGAGCCCAUGGCGUCGAGCUCACCUUCGGGUAGGAAGUUGUACGACGUCUGCAAGACGUUCCAUCAGCUGGCCAGCUUUGCUAUUGCUAGACAGACAGUACUCGCAGGCACACCCCCGGAAGCACCUGUGAUUCCAGCCUCUGUGUACGAUCAGCAUGCCGGUGGAGAGUUUCCGUUGCCUUUGGGCGACUUGGAUGCGGCAGCUUAUGACCAUAUUAUGGCGCCACAAGACUGGGACACGGUUAUGAACGAGUUUGAGCUGGGGACCGGGGCUGGAGCGAUGGCGUCGUUUGUUGAGCCGUACAUGCCGUUCGGUGGCAGGUUGUGA